Artibeus jamaicensis (Jamaican fruit-eating bat) is the source of this 552-nucleotide messenger RNA. It is a transcript of the gene AVP, whose product is annotated as arginine vasopressin. Gene Ontology annotation, molecular function: neurohypophyseal hormone activity. Gene Ontology annotation, cellular component: secretory granule; extracellular region. The transcript is spliced from 3 exons. The record is from RefSeq and is a predicted model, not a curated record. The coding region runs from base 31 to 522 and encodes 163 amino acids. Lineage: Eukaryota; Metazoa; Chordata; Mammalia; Chiroptera; Phyllostomidae.
GCACCACACGCUGUGCCCACCUGCGCCAGGAUGCCCGCGGCCAUGCUGCCCGCCUGCUUCCUCAGCCUGCUGGCCUUCUCCUCUGCCUGCUACUUCCAGAACUGCCCCAGGGGCGGGAAGAGGGACCUGUUCGACCUGGAGCUGAGACAGUGCCUCCCCUGCGGCCCCGGGGGCAAAGGGCGCUGCUUCGGGCCCAGCAUCUGCUGCGGGGACGAGCUGGGCUGCUUCCUGGGCACGGCCGAGGCGCUGCGCUGCCAGGAGGAGACCUACCUGCCGUCGCCCUGCCAGUCCGGCCAGAAGCCCUGCGGAAACGGGGGCCGCUGCGCGGCCAACGGCGUCUGCUGCGAUGAAGAGAGCUGCGCCUACGAGCCCGAGUGCCGGGACGGCGCGGGCUUCCACCGCCGCGCGCGCUCCGCCGACCAGAGCAACGCGACCCAGCUGGACGGGCCCACCGGGGCCUUGCUGCUGCGGCUGGUGCAGCUGGCGCGGGCGCCCGAGCCCGCCCCGCCCGGCGUCCACUGAGCCCCUGCCUGUCGCGGUCCACCCCCUCCC